UCUUUGUUGCAAACAGCAGUGCACUCUACUCUGCAUUUGUCGGCUCUGGUGUUGAAGGUUUUGUGGAUUUUAGGAUGGAGGACAGUGAUGGAGUUCUGGCUCUGCACGAGUACUUCAGCACUGUGGAUCGGGCGUCCUUACCGCGCAUUCUGCAGGUCUGCUCAGGAGUUUAUUUCCAAGGCUCAGUGUAUGAAAUCUCAGGGAGUGAGGUGUGUCUGUCGACUGGUGACUUGGUGAAGGUUAUAAGUUUCGAGCUCCUGUGUGUCUCUUGUGAGGACAUUAGCAAUAAUACCACAGUUGAGCUGCCUCUCAACCAUUCAGGUCUGUUCACACUGGUUCCUGAGGAACAACCUUACAGUACAAUAGAGGAGAUGGUAGGCCUCAUACCUGGUGGUGUGGAUGCCUUUGGCUCAUUUACCUUCUUCAGCAAAUAUGAACUGAUCACUGACAGCCUCACAGUGCCAGCCAGAUCAGAGAUGACCCUUCUAUCUGUGGAGUGCAAUAAGGAGGGGAAGUGUUUUGCUCGCUGCCAGAUAACAGACCAGCAGGAAGCCUCUGCAGAAGUGCUCAUUCCCUUCUCCUGUCACGGAGAUUUCUUCGAAUGUCAGAACGACCGUGGUUACUCUCUUCAUGAGAUCAUGCACUCAGAGAGCCUGUGCAGGAGACGGUUUUAUAAGACAAAACCAAAGAAAUCUGGUGGCCCCCUGCUUUUAAGCCCAAUCUAUCAAAUCCAAGGCAUUAUGCACACUGAGGUAGCUGCUCAGCCAAAUGAGGCCUUUCCUACUAUGGCAGAGAUCUUGGAGGGACCUGAGGCUAAUCCCUUCUUUUGCAGUAGCUGGUUGAAAGAGCUACAGAAAGGAAAGAACCUUGUGCUGCACAGGCGCGAUAAAACACGCAUGGUGUUAGCAUGUACCCCAAAGGGGAGAAAAACCCAGAAGUACUUCCUGCUUUCUCAGAGCUAUGGUGGCCAAUUACGGAGAAGAGCAAGGGAGUUUAGCUCAGUGUACGAUGUGUAUGUGGCAUUCUCUAAGUCUCCAGGACUGAGAAUAUCCGUCACUAAGUACUGUGAGGCAGUUGAAGAGGAAGGAUUGCCUGCUCUCAGUGUUGGGGAACAGCUAGAGGUUCUGAGAUUACAGACAGCAAACAGGUCAGAAAAAGAGUCCGAUGCUCCACAGUGUGUGGACAGCCUUAUCUGCAAAAGGAUUGAGGAGGAGGAUGAGGAUGAGGACGACAAUGACGAUGAGUGUGCUAGAGAGAGUGAGGUCUGCCUCCCUCUAUUCACUCCAGCCAACUUUGUUGAGAAACUUUCAGACAAGAAAAAGUAUGGUUUAGCCGAACUGAGCAAGAACUACUCCUUUCCUCUGGAGGUCAAAGUAGCGACUCAUGAUAAAACACUGGAAAAAGAUCCACUGGCAGGUUUAGCAGCUCUGAGACUGGAAGAUGCUCAAGAAGAGACCACUGUGCUUGUCAGCUUGCCUAAUACUCCAGAGCAAUGCUUUGAAUUGCCUGUUCGCUGGCUGCAAUUAUCUCUCUCCUUCAUCUCAGACCCCUUACCCUGGUCUGAUUGCAAGAACCCAGAGGUUCACCUACAGACGGUCACUGAAGUAACGGAGCACUUCUACCAUGACUAUCAGCAGCUUAAAGAAAUACCUAUGGCUCCACCUCCACGUCCUCCUAAGCGCAAAUCACUGACCUUACAAUCACAAAGUUGUUGUUCUAAGCUUAAAGAUGCCACUCUGCACGUCAAAAGUAACCUCCCCACCACAAAACAGAAGAGUUCAUCUCUGGACCAAACAAAACACAGACCACCUCCACUACCAAACAAAACAGAAGAUGUACCCCCUCCUUUGGUUCCUAGAAAGUCUGUCUCCGAGAGUUUAGCCAUACCAAAUACAUAUGUGAAGGCCCCAAGGAAACAGCAUGAAAAGCCACAUAAAUCAGAAAGAAAAUCUUCAGACAGCGAUCAUGACUACGAACCUGUGGAAGACAUGCUAAAUGCUCUUGAUCAUAUCAUGUUUUAAUAGACCUUUAUAAUCUUGAAAAUGACACUCCUCAAACCUGCAAAGAAGAUAAACAGCUGUAAUAUGAAAUCUCUAAUGUACUUAAUAAGACUGUGUUUUAAAUUCCUUUUUAUUGGGCAGUAGGAAAAUAAGCAAAUAACAUCUAAAGAAGAAAAAAAAAAGACUAUUACAAAUUAACCAUUUAUUUAGGGGUAGAAAUGUAUUUAAAGGACACUGUAUACAUUAAUAUUAAAACAUUAUCAAAAGAGCUUGUUAUUCUUUACUGCUUUUUACAUGUCCCCUCGUAAACGACAUGAACUGUUGCAGGACUUGCAUGAAUUUUCUCACAUUUGAACGUUUCCCUGUCAGCACUUGCUAGGCUGACCAUUUCCUGGCCAUAACAUAUUCUUAGCACAGAUGAAACAUGCACUUGCUGAGGCAGUGCAUAUAAAUGUGUUAGCACUAGUUUUACAAUGAACAUGCAGUUAGAGAUAGUUUACUGUUGCAGUGCUUAAAAAUAAUAGAUGGUUCUUAGGCCUCUUGAUCUGUUGAUCUGAAGUGGUCCUCGUCGAUAGUAGAGAAAAUGUGUCCUUCAUUACUGAGAAAGUCCACAACCUGCCUGUGAAUACAACAGAAAGUAUUUACUGUAGUGUUUAGUGAAUUUAUUUUAGUACUACAGUAGAGAGGUUCUCAACAAACGAGCAGGGACUCCCAGGUGUCUAUGAAGUAAAGUCAGGGGGUCCGUGAUUAUUUUAUUUACAGUGGUGCAAAUCACAACCCAUCAUAAUCUAAGUUAUUACAAUGGAUUCCCUGUAAUCAUUAGCCUGUUUGACUAAUGCUUUAAAUUGAAUUAAUCCAAACCUCAACUCACACGCACGCACUCACCCUGACGGCCAACUGGCCUGUCAGUUACCAGCCUCUUAUGAGGCUGUCUGCAUCGCAUCUUGAGCACACUUCAUCUACUGCUGGCUUGCUAGGCCUGUCACAGCUUCCCCAGACAAGCUCUAACACCUAUGGGUAAGUUAGAGUAGCCAGUUAACCAAGGUGUGCGUCUUUGGACUAUGGGGAGAACGUGCAAACUCCACGCAGAAAGGCCUCCAUCGGCUGUGAGGUUCAAACCAGGAACCUUGCUGUGAGGCAACAGUGCUAACCACUGCACCACCCUCUCAAUAAGUAUAACUAUAAAUAAAGUCAAAUUCGACCAUAGGUAUUCUGUUGGUAAAAAGUUCAGGAAAAUAAAUGAACAUGGCUCUGACAAAUAGAUUUAAAUAAAUAAAUAAAUAAAUAAAUAGGCCUCAACGAUAACUUUUGACACCUUUUGCCCUGCAGGGCAAAUGGCCUCAAGAAAGUUUUGCCCCCUUGAAUUUCCUUUUGCCCUAAAAUUUUGCGGUAUUUCGGCAAGUUUUCAAGUACACGGUUCAAGGCAAUACUGAUAUGUUUUCUAGAGGUAUAAUUGAGUUAUUUUGACAAAAGUACAUGUUUUAAAAAAAAUAUUUAAUUUUAAAAACAUCAUUUAUUUCUGCAACAGAAGAACAAGACAAGCCCUAAAAACAUGAAACAUAAAUCAACACCAUAUAUGUAAAAUUUACGUACAGUACUAGUACAUAAUACAUCUUUUUAUAUAGAGUUUAGGACACAAAACACACUUUGUUUUGCCUAUAACAAUGACUGGCAAUAUUGCAAAGAUGAAUGGGGCGGCACGGUGGUUUAAGUGGUUCCCACAGUCACCUCACAGCAAGAAGGUUCUGGGUUUGUGCCCAGCGGCUGGCAAGGGCCUUUCUGUGUGGAGUUUGCAUGUUCUCCCUGUGUCUGCGUGGGUUUCCUCCGGGUGCUCCGGUUUCCCCCACAGUCCAAAGACAUGCAGGUUAGGUUAAUAUGGGAUGGCCUUGGGCUGAGAUGCCCUUGAGCGAGGCACCUAACUCCUAACUGCUCCCCGGGCGCUGUUAGCAUGGCUGCCCACUGCUCUGGGUAUGUGUGUGUGCUCAUUGCUCACGUGUGUGCGCAUGCGUGUGUUCACUGCUUCAGAUGGGUUAAAUGCAGAGAGGAAUUUCACAAGUGUGUGAUGAAUAAAGUUGUGCUUUCUUUCUAAAACUAAAACUAUUAUAAAGCAGGAAUCUAAAUUACAGUACUGUCUUGUCAUUCAGUUUGCUAUUGCAUUUAGGAGGAAAUUAAACAACCUGCCCUCAUCUUCACAUGCAUGAUGGGCCAAUGUCAAAUGAUAAAUGGGGUAAGAUAUAUUUAUCUAUGGGAUAAUUCAAUAUGUAAAUGAUCUAUAUUUACUGUAGAGAGUGUGGUUUACUAUUUGAAACACAAAAGCAUGUCUUUCCAUUCAUUGAAAGUAUUUACCAUUAAUUAUUAUAAGAAUGAUUAUAGUUACUAGAUAGCUAGUACAGC
Messenger RNA from Neoarius graeffei (lesser salmon catfish), 4394 nucleotides. It is a transcript of the gene themis2, whose product is annotated as thymocyte selection associated family member 2. Gene Ontology annotation, biological process: T cell receptor signaling pathway. The record is from RefSeq and is a predicted model, not a curated record. The transcript has 6 exons. Lineage: Eukaryota; Metazoa; Chordata; Actinopteri; Siluriformes; Ariidae. Bases 75 to 2021 code for a protein of 648 amino acids.